AUGGUCCCGCCAAGUGUCUCCUGUAGAGCCUGCAGUUCCGUCUGCAGCCUACAAAUACAAACCCUUGUUCGCGACAGGAUUUCCCAUUGCAGUGCCAGCACUCUCUUCUUCGCCUUCGCGCGCAUCCAGCCCUCCUUUGCGCCGGCCUCUUGGAAAUAUGCCCUAAACAACACACCCCGCCGGUCCUUCCACUCGACUCCCCGCCGGUUAUCCGAUCCCUCGCCGUCUGCGCCUCGGAUCUCAUAUCGGGUUGCCGUUUCCUCGUCGGGUAAAGGGCGCCGCUUCCACCCGCUCCAAAACGCAUAUAAUUUCGAUCCGGCCGUUUCGGACGUUAUCGGUGUUUCGAAGGACAAGAACCCGACUACCCGCCGGCGCAACCGCCCUGACAGCGGCGAGGAUGCCUUCUUUGUGAGCUGUAUCGGCACCCAGGUUUCAGGCCACCCAGACGCGGGCGGUGCAGACGCUGUUGCGUUUGCGGUUGCUGACGGUGUUGGCGGCUGGACGGAGUCCCGCGUCGAUCCGGCGGACUUUUCGCAUGGUCUGUGUGGCUAUAUGGCCCAGUCGGCUCUGGCCUGGGACUCGCCUGCGGAUAAGCUACGGCCCAAGCAGCUGCUGCAGGCAGGUUAUGACCAGGUCGUGGAUGACCCGGCCAUUAAGGCGGGUGGCAGUACCGCCUCUGUCGGUGUUGCGCUACCAGAUGGCCGGGUCGAGCUAGCAAACCUGGGCGACUCGGGCUCGGUGCUGCUCCGUCUCGCCGCCGUGCAUCAUUACUCUGUCCCACAGACGCACGGUUUCAACACGCCGUACCAACUCAGCGUUAUCCCCCCACGCAUGCGCGCCCAGGCGUCCGUCUUCGGGGGCGCCUUCCUCGAAGACUUCCCCAAGGACGCCGCCGUCACAAACCUCCAGAUGCAGCACGGCGAUGUAUUAAUGCUCGCUACAGACGGUGUUUUUGACAAUUUGAAUAACCAGGACAUCCUGAAGAUCGUCACAAGCCGGAUGAUCCUGACCGGCGCGUGGACAACCACGGAAGACGACGGCGUCGGUAUCGCGGAUAGUCUCGCCGAGCUCACAGACCCGGCCACAUCCCAACCUAAGGAAAAAGAAAACGCAGCUCUCGGAUCCACCCUCACCCUCCAAUCCCUCCUUGCCGCAUCCAUCGCAGGGGAGGCCAAGGUUGCCAGCGUCGACUUCCGCCGUGACGGCCCCUUUGCUAAGGAGGCCCAGCGUUAUUAUCCGGGCGACUACUAUCGCGGCGGCAAGGUCGACGACAUCUGCGCCCUGGUCAUUGUGGCCGUGGACGAAAGCCUUGCCGCUGGCAACAGCGCUUAG
Penicillium canariense is the source of this 1332-nucleotide messenger RNA. It is a transcript of the gene ppmA, whose product is annotated as type 2C protein phosphatase PTC7. Bases 1 to 1332 code for a protein of 443 amino acids. The transcript is spliced from 2 exons. The record is from RefSeq and is a predicted model, not a curated record. Lineage: Eukaryota; Fungi; Ascomycota; Eurotiomycetes; Eurotiales; Aspergillaceae.